AUGCCACUGACCUCACCUUUGCCACUAAGAGAACUUGCUGCUCACUCUCAAGACUCUGUUUUCUCCAAACAUUCAUCAAUGCAAAAAGUGCAAUAUUACCACAAUAAGUUUGCAGCAAUGCACAAAAUGUUCCCAUGGUUACACCCAACAACACUUGCCAAACUACUCCACAUCUAUCCAAGGAUGUUUCUGCUGGCAGCAGAGAUGCAUUGCUUCCAGGAGAAACUCCAGUGCUGUGGCAAACUGGCAGAUAUAGGACCAAUCCCAGAAUACAAUGCCAGUGCCUAUGCACUCUUGGUCACCAAUCUUAAACCAUCAGCAAGAGAGGCAGUAACCAGACCUGACCAGAUUCAUUGGUGGGAGGCAAUCAAAGCAGAGAUGGAUGGACUGGAGAGCAUGCACAUCUGGGAGACAGUGGAUAAGCCUAAUGAUACAAAACUUGUUGAUUCUAAGCUUGUACUACAGGUCAAGACCAAUGCAAACAAUGUUCCAUACAAGUUCAAAACCAGGUUUUGUGCACAUGGCUUCUCACAGAAGAAGGGAAUAGACUUUGAUGAGAUAUUCACUCUGGUGGUACCCAGAGACACUAUCCAAACCAUCUUAACAAUUGCAGCAAGAUCCAACUGGGAAAUUGACUCCAUCAAUGUAACUCAGGCAUAUCUCAAAGCCGAUCUGCACCAUGGUAUCUAUCUCAAACCACCAGAAGGUGCAGAGGUCCCAGAUGGAAAGGUGUACAAACUGAUCAAGAGCCUCUAUGGGCUGAAGCAAUCUGUCAGGGAAUGGCACAAGGAAUUGGAUACACACCUGCAAAGGCUUGGUUUCUUCCCAUUACCCAACAUACCAUGUGUGUACCUUAAAGGUGCAGGUGAGUUGCAAGUGAUCAUUGCUGUAUACAUGGACAACAUGCUCAUUGUCUCACCACAAAGGGACCAGAUCAAUCAGACAAAGAGAGCAAUCAUUGACAAGUGGAAAAAUUUACCAACAAUGGACCUGCAAAAGAGUUCCUCAAAAUCAAGAUCACACAAGAUCAGGAGAAGAGGGUCAUCAACUUGGAUCAACAAGCAUGCAUUAAGGAAAUCAUAA
Molecule: messenger RNA, 1083 nt
Organism: Ustilago hordei
Lineage: Eukaryota; Fungi; Basidiomycota; Ustilaginomycetes; Ustilaginales; Ustilaginaceae
Exons: 1
Coding region: 1-1083 (360 amino acids)
Source: RefSeq, a predicted model, not a curated record